This is a messenger RNA of Amphimedon queenslandica, 698 nucleotides long. RefSeq lists its product as uncharacterized. The transcript is spliced from 3 exons. The coding region runs from base 47 to 550 and encodes 167 amino acids. The record is from RefSeq and is a predicted model, not a curated record. Lineage: Eukaryota; Metazoa; Porifera; Demospongiae; Haplosclerida; Niphatidae.
UGUAGGUACUCUGAAAGUCACUCUCAGUGGUCAAAUAUCUGGACAAAUGAAUUUCAAUGCAUUCAUUGGACGUUUGGAUAAUGAUGUUAACAUGAAGGCAUCAGCUAAGCUUGAGACAGGACCUACUCUAACUGUUACAGGAAAGGCUACUGCUAGAGUAUUGAUUAAAUACAAAUUAGGUAUUGAAGUCUCAGCCUCCAUAUCCUAUACCAUUAAUCCAGAAGCAUCAACCUCACUCUGUGGCUCAUCAUCACAGGAUGCUAAUGCAUGCUUUGAAGUUUAUGGUACAACUCGAGGAAAUAUUACUGUUUAUGCAUACCGGCAGUCUGGGAGAAUCCGGUGUAAAUGGCUCAAGUGCAAGAUUUCUUGGAGAAAAAAGAAAAAAUUUCGUAAACUAUCACGUACUUGGAGCCUAGUAAAUAGAAGAAAGAAACUGUUUGGUCUGUGUUAUGCUUGUAAUUGUUAUGGAAGCCACCCCCUCAAUGUCCUUUGCAAGGGUAGCCAAUAUGGAGCCUCACGAUGUUUCUGUUCAACAAGAAGGUCAAAUUGAUAUUCUUCAAUCAUCAUUGAAAACUGAUGUGAUCAUUUUUAAUGGACUCCUCUUUUUUGUAGUUGAGUUUAAGCUUUUUAUUAGUGUAGCAUAGUUAGAAUAUAAGCAUUUUUAUUUUUUGUAAACAAUGAAUCACAAAGAUAUUCAA